Messenger RNA from Moneuplotes crassus, 797 nucleotides. Lineage: Eukaryota; Ciliophora; Spirotrichea; Euplotida; Euplotidae. The record is from the annotation of a GenBank genome assembly.
UUAACAGGCUUGGGGAUCCCAUGAAUUGGGAUAUAGUAAUCUUCAAGUUCUUUAUAAGUUCAGCAUUAUUUGAAUUCCUAUCUUAGUGUCAAUAUCCUGCACUUCAAACUUUGUUUCGAAAUAAUAGUGGUAAACUAAACAUUUGAAGUAAGGAUCUUCCAUUAAUUUAUGGAGUUUGGCCUUAUUGUAGCUGCUGUAUGCAUCUCCAAAACUAUUAGCUCUCUUAUUUCUAUGAUUGCCAAUAAAGAAGAUUGAAUCAAGAACAUUAAUGAACUCUUCAUUUGGCUCCAUUCCAAACUCUUGGCUAAUGUAUUUAGGGAGAAAAUUUAUCAAUUCUUUUUUCUGGAGUUUUACUCUAGAUGUCAGCUGGGCAAUUCUCUUGAGUCUAUCUCAAUGGAACCUCCUGAUUUUUCGAAGUCAUGAUUUCAUGACAAUAUCUUUCCUCUUUUUAAGUCCAUUCAAUUCAGGUUUUCUUCCUUUCUUUUUAAAUUCAACUGUUGAGGCUUCUAGUGAAUGCACAGAUUCCAUAUGGGUUGGAUCUCUUGAUUCAUUUUGUGGAAAUAAAUUAAAAGAAGUAGAUACUUUUAAUUGGUUAUUCGUAUUAUCUCUUAGUAAAGAAUCUCCCAGUAGCAUAUCUCCAGGUCUUGACUUUUCUUUAAGGCCUUCAUCAUAUUUUUCGCUGGUCCAAGACUCAUCGCAAACCCCAAAAGUUGGAUGAGGGAAAGCCUUCCAGUCCAGAUAAUCUUUCUCACAGUAUAUUUUAUCUUGUUUGACAGAAUUCUGAAUAUUUCGAUUUA